Molecule: messenger RNA, 8237 nt
Organism: Dromiciops gliroides (monito del monte)
Lineage: Eukaryota; Metazoa; Chordata; Mammalia; Microbiotheria; Microbiotheriidae
Gene: STON1
Product: stonin 1
Exons: 4
Coding region: 144-2357 (737 amino acids)
Biological process (GO): synaptic vesicle endocytosis; regulation of endocytosis; clathrin-dependent endocytosis
Cellular component (GO): synaptic vesicle; AP-2 adaptor complex
Molecular function (GO): clathrin-cargo adaptor activity
Source: RefSeq, a predicted model, not a curated record
GCAACCCUUACUCCUCCUCCUCCUCUUUCUCCUUCUCCUCCUCCUCUCCUGGAUGGCCGCAGCGGCUGGAGCUGGAGACUUUCUGCGUUCUGUCUUUACUUCAUGCCUGGCACACCAACAAGUGCAUUGCUUGAUCCUCCAGAAUGUAUUCUGCUAACCCAGCCAACUGGGUCACAUUUGAUGAUGAGCCACUUUCUCAGUCCCCUCAAAAAUCAAAGAAUUUUCCACUUGAGAAUCACAGCAUCUCUAAACCAAAUGGACUUAAGCUGAACCUCCCUGGCCUCAAGGAAUCCUAUGGUUCUUCAUCUACAAGUAGUACCCCUCUUUCUUCUCCCAUUGUGGACUUCUACCUAAGCCCAGGGCCUCCAAGUAACUCUCCCCUUUCCACACCUACCAAAGACUACCCGGGCUUUCCUUGUAUUCCCAAACCAGGGGGGAUUCAUGCACUUUAUCCUAUUCCUGAAUGGCCUUCAAACAGCCCACUUCCAACACCAGGGACAGAGUCUUCAUUGUUCCCUUCUAAACUCAGCAAUCCUGCCCGUUCAUCCACACCCAGUGAUCAUUUGUGUAAGCUUCCAGAUGUCAAAGCUGAAUUUGUGGAUGAAAGGAACCCUCACCCUCACCAAUCAGAAAUCUUAGACCAUCAACGUGACUUUCCACAGUUUCAGUAUUUUCAAGAUGACUGUGCUUUUUCAAGUCCAUUUUGGAAAGAAGAGUCUUUACCUAGCAGCUCUCCUUUCACUUUUGACCCUGAAGGAAAAAAUCAAAGGUCUAGCAGAAAGAUGACACCUCCUGAACAGAAAAGUCUCAAUCAAUGCUCUUUCAAUUAUGUCUGUGAAAGACUUGAACACCUGCAAGCUACAGAUGAUGCUACAGAUUCAAUUGGAAGCCUGCCUAUGCGGUGUCUAUACACUGGAGACAGCAGCCCAUCCUUUGUCCCCCAUACAUUAUUCAGAAGUCAUCAGAAAGUUGGGUGGUCCUUCAUGCUUAGAAUCCCUGAGAAGAAAAAUAUGAUGUCUUCUAGGCAGUGGGGGCCAAUAUUCCUGAAAGUCUUGCCAGGGGGCAUUUUGCAAAUGUACUAUGAGAAGGGAUUGGAGAAACCAUUUAAAGAGCUUCAGUUGGACCCAUACUGCAGACUCUCCGAACCCAAAGUAGAGAACUUUAGCAUGUCAGGGAAAAUCCAUACUGUGAAGAUUGAGCAUGUGACUUAUACAGAAAAAAGGAAAUACCAUUCUAAGACAGAAGUAGUCCACGAGCCAGAAGUGGAGCAGAUGUUAAAACUGGGGACCACAGACUACCAUGAUUUCCUUGAAUUUUUGAGGGCGGUAGAUGAGGAACUGAUGAAACUCCCUCCUCUCUCCAAACAAAAAAGAAACUAUGAAGAACAAGAAAUUUCCCUAGAAAUUGUGGACAACUUCUGGGGAAAGGUCACUAAAGAAGGAAAGCUAGUUGAAAGUGCUGUAGUUACCCACAUCUACUGCCUCUGCUUUGUGAAUGGAAAUACAGAAUGCUUUUUAGCUUUAAACGACUUUGAGUUGCAGAAGAAAGAUGAGCGCUAUUUUGAGAGAGACCCAGAAAAGAAAGGAAUUGAAAUUCUUGAAUACCAUUUUCACAAGUGUGUGAAAGCACAAGAGUUUGAACAGUUGAGGAUCAUUAAGUUUUCACCCCUGGAUGCUUGUAGAUUUGAGCUGAUGCGUUUCAAGACAUUGUAUGAUGGGGAGAGCCUUCCAUUUUUGGUGAAGUCUGCUGUGGUUGUCCAGGGUGCAUAUGUUGAGCUUCAGGCUUUUGUCAACAUGGCUUCAUCUGCUCUGACCACAACCCGUUCUAGUCCUUUGAGAUUCUGUGACAAUAUAAUGAUACAUUUUCCAGUCCCGGCUCAGUGGAUCAAGGCACUUUGGACCAUGAAUCUCCAGAGACAGAAGUCCCUGAAGGCCAAAAUGAACCGCCGGACAUGCCUUGGCUCAUUACAUGAACCAGAAUCGGAACCUGUCAUCCAGGUCACGGUGGGAACAGCUAAAUAUGAGAGUGCCUAUAGGGCCAUUGUGUGGAAGAUAGAUCGGUUGCCAGAUAAAAACUCAAGUCCUGAUCAUCCCCACAGUUUGUCAUACAAACUAGAACUUGGAUCAGACCAAGAAAUACCUUCUGAUUGGUACCCGUUUGCAACGGUUCAGUUUGUCAUGCUUAACAGUUAUGCUUCAAAAACAGAAAUGAAGUCUAUGGGCAUAGAGAGUGACGUCCAGCCCCAGAAACACGUUGUUCAGAAAGCUUGUUAUAAUUGCCAGGUUGAAAUAGAAAAGAAAUGGAUUAGAAUUGAUGGAGAAGACCCAGAUAAAGCUGGAGACUGCAUAACUCAGUAGAAGAAACAAGACCUGACAAUGAAAAAGAGUGACCUGUUCUUCAGAUAUGUACUUCAGAGAAAAUAACAAUAAGAGGUCUCAACAAAUGACUUACUAUUGGAUAGGAAUAGAUACUGAACCUCCCAGAUGAGAAAAUUCACUCAGCCAAUACUGGUCUCCAACUACAAUCACCUAGUGGGAUGAAAAAGUUCCACUUUGAACAUUUGUGUUAUUUAAAGUACAGCAAAGAGAAAAAGGGCCAUGGUUUGUGUCUUGAGAAGUCUAACAUCUGAAAUCCAUCGCAGCCUCAAUGAUACCCUCAAGAGAUUCAGGCCCUCAGUAUUUGGAUCUAAAACUAUUUUCCUCUAUAUAAGACUUUUGCUUCUUGAAACUUCCUGGUGUUGAUCCAGGUAAUUGAUGUGAGCUGGCAGCUAGAUGACCCAAAGUAGUUGCUCCUCUAGGGUAUUCAGUGUCUGACAGCUUCUGAAACAUUGCUUCUCCUCCUUUAACCUGGCUAUAUACCUUCUUUUCCUAUUGGCACCUUUGUUAGAGAAUAAGGAGAUGAAACCCAAACUAAUCAAUUUAGCUUCUUGCUAAUGGCAUUGGAAAAGGGCUUUGAGUGAGAGAAUGUUGAAAACAUAAUGUAAAAAGGAGAUUUGGGAUAUAUACUGUCAAGACCUGUUAUUACACUAUUACUUGCUAGUCCUUUGACUUUGGGCCAAUCACUUCAAUCUCUUUGAGUCUCAGUUUUCAUUUCUAUAAACUGGGGAUAAUAAUAUCUGGAGCUCUACCACCCGGGGGAUGAUCGGUCAUCUAGUCCAACACCCUCAUUUUGCAGAUAAGAAACUAAAGCCCAAAGAAGUUCAAUGGCUUCUCUAGGGUCACUCAUAGUAAGUGGUAGAGCUGGUAUUUGAAUUCAGGUCUUCUUCAUCCCUGUCUGCUGUAGUCCACUACUUGGGAAGCACUCUAGCAAAAUAUGGCAGGAUUAGGGAUUUAAAUGACCAGUGCCUUCCUUGGUUUGGUCUUUAGCAGAAUGGAGAACUGAGAAUUGACUAUAUUUAGAAAGUGUUUUUCCACAAUUUCUAAUGAUUAUAUCUUUUAAUCAUUUUUGGGGGGUGGGACAAUGAGGGUUAAAUGACUUGUCCAGGGUCACACAGCUAGUAAGUGUCAAGUGUCUAAGGCUGGAUUUGAACUCAGGUCCUCCUGAAUCCAGGGCCGGUGCUUUAUCCACUGGGCCACCUAGCUGCCCCCCCCCCAUGAUUAUAUCUUUAUAUUCUUUAUUCACUUCAAGACUUGUAUGGCUUCUGAUAUGUGCUGCAAAUGUAUAUGACAAACUUAAGAAGUCAUUCAUGUGGAGAAAUAGUUUAUUUUGGCAAGUCAACAAGAUAUAUGAAUGACCUUUUCCUUGAAAGGAUACUCCUUUCAAAAUGAAAUCAUAACAUUGUGCCCAUUGUACUUCUGGGCUUUGAUAACCCUGAAGCCUCAUUUGAAUAGUAGUUAAAAUAUGCAAGUGAUUUCAAAUGAUUAUUUAAAAAAAUAUAUGAGUAUUAUUCUUCUAAAGUUGAAAUACUAAGAAUAUGAACAAGUUAUUAGCCUAAAUUAUUUUUUGAACCCUGAGAUAAGCCUCAAAGUGAAGAGAAAUCCAAAUCAUAUAGCCAAAUAAUUAUAAUAAUAAUGAUUUUCUCCGUUGGGCAAGCUAAGCAUAAAGGAAUUAGAUGUGAAAUUAUGAAAUUAUUCUGAACUGGACACAUAAGGUAUUGCAUGUCAAUGAUUCUAAAACACUAGGUAAAUGAUUAUGAUCAUUGGGCAUCUAUUGAAAAUCCCACUGCAUUAGCAGAUUUUAUUCUGCUUCUGAUUUUAUACCCCUCCCCCUUCUCCCAGCACACACACAUUUGAGGGAAAGGGCUGGUUUUCUAAGUGUAACUAGUCUUACAUUUCUGUAUAAAUAUCCUGAAAAUGAAGUCUCUCAGGGAGACUACCCUUCACUUAGUGUUCAGUCUUAAACAUUAUUAAAAGCUGUUUGUCAUUAUCUACUAAAGUCCCCUUCUGAAGCAAUAAGUGGUCUAACAUUUUCCCAGAAAUUUAUCUGUUUGACUUAAAGUUUCUUGUGUAGAUUUUAUUUAAUAUUGUAUAGCAUUCAUUUUAAUCUAUUUGCUCAAUAAACCAGAUUUUUUUCCUUUUCCAUUUGUUGGUGGUUUGCAUAAGUAAGCAAUUUUUUGUUGCUUCUUUUAGUAUAAAGUCAUAUAAAACAGUUUAAUGUUGAACUACAUUUGUAUUAGUAUUUUAAAAACUGCUCUUGAUUUGAUGCUUCUUUAUGAUUCUGUGACCUCAUCGGUGUGGGUACUUUCCUCUAUCAAUGCAGAUCAAAAUCUAUUCAUGGCCUGCAGUUCUUAUCCAUGCCUUUCUAUAUACAUCCUUUACAGUCAUUACCCAACAGGCCUGAGGCCUUCCUCCAAAUCACUGGAUUCAAAUAUUUAAUACUUAGAAUUCGUCUUGGAUGAAACAGAGGGUGAAUUGUUAUAUGUUUCCAACUUCCCCUUUAUAAUCUUCCCUCCUUUCAUUCUCUUUCCCACCUCUCCUUCAUCCAUUUCUUUUUCAUCUGAUGUGCCCUUCUUCUUUAACUCCAUGGAUCUGUUUAGCACAAAGUAAUACAAGAGGGGCUCAUCCUCUGAAUCUUUAAGAUGGUUCUAAGGAAUUUCAUUGGAAUAAUUUUUCCAUUUCUUUAUAAGCCUAUUUUAUGCCCACAAAGAACUUAGAUCUUGAUUCAAAUGAGUUCAAUGAAUAUUUAAACUUGGAAAUAAAUUCAACUAAUGACUCAAUUAAUUGCCCCUCCCUGCUCCACAAGUUGGCAAUUAUCUUUGGGCAUCCCACUGUCAGGGUCCUUUCCUCACAAUGACAGCCUGCUUCUUUGGAGAGUCUUGAGAUUCAGUGUGCAGAAUAUAACAAAAAGUGUAGCUAAGAUCCAGCCUGAGAGUCUGUGGGAAGGCAAAGGUUGAUGGCAUUAACAGCGGUAUGCCAUGGCAUAAUUGUUCAUUUACACAUUUACGAGGAUCCUUAAAUAUUCAUUACUUAGUGUUAAAUUAACAUUCUGUGAUAGAGAAUGGGCUUCUUAGCAAAAUUCUUCUGACCUUUGAAAUGGCAGGAGGUCAGAUGUGACACAGGGACUCAAGCAAGAAGCCAGGAAGAGUCAAUUAGAUUUACAAAUUAGAAGUAAAAUGUUAUCUCCUAGGGACAAGCAAGUAAGAGAUAAUUGCAAAGAAACCUGAUUGAGGGGAGGUGUGGUAGUGGCACACUUUGAAUUCUGCUUUUCUGUCAGGUGUGAUCUAAAAAUGUCCCCAUGAUCUGUGAAUUGGACUGUCUAGGAUACCACCUAUUAGAUCAUUUUAAGUCUUAGAAUCAAAAGUUAAUUCAGUUGUCAACAUGGCCAUUUUGGACAGUUGACUAGAUAGCAAAUGGCUGAUCCUGACCUGAUGUUUUUUAAUAGAAAUCAUGGUUCUUUUAACUUUUGUCAGUAGCAUGCUAAGCUAUUGGGUGGCAUUUCCUUGGAGCAGUUUAGAAAAGGGACGAAUCUGUUACUCAAGUGCUUUGAGCUAUGUGAGUACUUGGCAAUAAGUUCUGCAGGGAAUUCUGCCUUGGAGUGGGGUAGUAAUUCUAUUCAGGGUAUAUAACAGAGAUUCCAGUAACAGGAAGCUGAUGAUGAUUUUGAAAUUGACCAGUUGUAUGUGUGUAAGCAGUUUCAUACACAACAUGAUCCAUGGUGACAUUGGGCAACUCUGUCCUAAUCCUUGUGGGUGAAGCUUUGUGUUUUUCUCAGGGUUCAGUCAGUGUAAUCAGAUUAUAUCCAAUGUUUGUUGUCCCCAUGAGAAACUGGGCUCUGGGAAAUCAACUAAUCUUAUCCAGUGGGGAAACACCAGUUGAGAGAGAGACACACACAGAGACAGACAGAGAGAGAAGGAGCAGAGAGGAAGAGACAGAAAGACAGAGAGGGAGAUAUUCUCUGGUGUGGUAACUAUACAAGAAGUAUUUGUCUUUGACAGCUGGAAAGAUGAGUAAAUCAGAUCAACUCCAUGAAAGAAUAAAUUGCUUGGUGAUUAUGAGCCUGAAAAUAGUCAAGCUGAUUAAUUGUAAAUAUCUGAAUUUAGUUUAGUGACUUGAAAAUUUUCCCUCCUUUGUAUAGGAAUGAAACUUUUCAUCCCUGAAAAAGAAAUUUGACACUAAUGGUUUUCAUUUUGCUUUCUUUUAAAGCUCAUGUUGAUAUAAUAAAAAUGUUCAAUCAUUACCUCCCUUCCUCUUUCUUGUUGAAUUAAUAUUUUUUCCCUGAAGGCUAGUAUUCUUAGUCUGUUUCUUUACAAUUUGGUUCAUUAGGCUAUUAGACUGAAACAUUUAACUCUCUGUUACUUGCAUAGACCUAGUGUUUCUGGGUCUCUGUUUCCUAGGAUGGCUAUGCAGAUGAGUUCAGAAUGUCUGGCAGAAUAGACAGAUCCAAUGUGUUUUGGUUGGCUAUUUGCUGAUAUAUACAUAGACUUGGUUACCCUGUAGACAAAAUAGGUUAGUUCUUAGCAGUAGUGAACACCUUGUUUAGAGGGUCCUUUUUAAAGCAGCAAAAUAAAAAUUGGUAUAAAUUCAUUAAAAUGAACAAAUGGUUACCCUAGGAUGUUCGACAGACUCUGAAAAGGAAAGAAGACUUGGAGUCAUGAGGAGAGUGGGGUUGAGGUUCAUUAGGAUCAUAGAAUUUAGAUCUAGAAGCUUAAAAAGAUGAAGUAUAACUGUCACUUUUUUUUUUAGUGAGGCAGUUGGGGUUAAGUGACUUGCCCAGGGUCACACAGCUAGUAAGUGUUAAGUGUCUGAGGCCAGAUUUGAACUCAGGUCCUCCUGACUCCAUGGCUGGUGCUUUAUCCACUGUGCCACCUAGCUGCCCCAUAACUGUCACAUUUUACAGAUGAAGAACCUGAGGUCCAAAGAGGAAAAUCACCCAUGCAAGGUCACAAAUCUGCUGUGCUAACUUACUGAUAUUUAGCAGAUGGUUUAUGCACAUUAAAAAGCAUGAAAAAGCCAAAUCACAGUUUAGUUCUCAACACCUUUUUUAUUCUGUUUUCAUAGAUUAUAUUAUUUAUAUUACUGAAUGCUAACUUCAGUUAUGACUAGUAUUUGCCCCAUAUUGAUUGCUCCAGAUGUCUUAGCUUGGCUUAGAUGAGUUGACCAAUCAUUCAAACAGUGCCAAUUUUGUUUCGCAAAAGAUGUGUUUUGCAAAAGUUUUCUUUGCUGGUCAACAGCUAUAAUCAGCCUGCUACCAAAGUUAAAACUGUUGAGUUGUCAUUUGACAAUUUAUGCAUAACAGUGAUUAAGGAAUGUGCUUUGCUCAGAAUAUCAUUAUGUACUCUGCUAAGUAAAUAUAACCCAGAUCAAGUUUCUAUUCUUUUAAGCAACCCCUCUGGGGUUACUUCCCCAACUCUCACUCAAAGGUCUGGUCCCCAGAAAAUGGGCACCUCUUCCUUUAGAGUUCUAGGGCUGACCUGGAGGGGCUGGGAUUUCUAAGAAUGGUCACUCACAAUCCCUCACUGGUAUGCUUUGCCAUUGACUACCAGCCAGUUGCUUCAAUUGGUUUUAGCAAAGAUAUUUACUAAGGUGGCCUAGUAAGAACAAUUGGUACAAAAUAUUUCCCCCAAAUUCAGGGUAUAUUUUCCCCAUACAUAUAUAAGGUCCAUAGGUACAAUAGGCUCAAGUUUCCAGUAUGAUGUUAAUGAGGUAUACAUGUAGAGACCAUGUGUGCCCAAAGGAUAAAUUCCCAGCUUGUGGUUACUGAAAACUGUCCUCUCUUCAUAGGGCCUUCAUGAAGUUUCCCUUGGGUGUAGCUCUCUACUGCAAGGAAGGAAGGAAACAAACAGUAAUUAAUUAUCUACU